This is a messenger RNA of Sycon ciliatum, 2828 nucleotides long. Its product is annotated as tartrate-resistant acid phosphatase type 5-like. Lineage: Eukaryota; Metazoa; Porifera; Calcarea; Leucosolenida; Sycettidae. The transcript is spliced from 8 exons. The record is from RefSeq and is a predicted model, not a curated record. The coding region runs from base 729 to 1925 and encodes 398 amino acids. Gene Ontology annotation, molecular function: acid phosphatase activity; ferric iron binding; ferrous iron binding.
AAUUAACCCCCCGGGUUAUCAUGGUUAUGUACUCUUGAUUGUUGAUUGUCGAUAUCCAUGAUCGAUGUGUACGUGUCGCGUCGUCAGGUUGACUCGGCCGCCGGCGGUGCCGCACCGCUGCAUGCAGGUGGACGAUUCUUUGAGAAGAUUUCAUGAGUUGAAUGGUAGUGAAAGAGAAGCCAAAGGAGAACUAACAUAGACAGGUCUAUAUCUACAACUGGGGGUAGAGUCAGAAUUUGCUGUCCUGCAGAUCAGCAUGGCAGAAUCCAGAAAGUAGAGUUACUUCAGAUGUAAACACAACUCAAAGAUGUUGAAUGGAGCGUGAAUGGCAGGUCAUUUUCAUGCAGCGGUGCAGACACGAGUAAGAUUUCGUCUCGUGAAUAUCACGACGCCCACGUUAUAGUCCUACGGUUUCUCUUGCAGCAUUGCUUUAUACACGGGGCCACCAGGAACGCUGCACUGCUGCUGUCCGUUGCAUUGUCCGGACUUGCUACGGGAGACACUGACGACCCAGUGCAGCGGGAAUAGCACAAUGCUCUUGCAGUUCCAGGCUGUCGGCCAGCACGUUUUCCUUGCCGGGUGACGUGGCAGUCAGGUACUUUCUGUGUGACGGUCAUGGCUGGCUCAUCUGGCAACACAACAGACGGCUGGCAAGUAAAGUAGCGGGAUCAUAACGCAGACGUCACUUUCCACACUGACAGCUACUAGUCUGCACAAGUGCUUGGGGCAUGGGGAAUAAUAGCGGCGCUGCGUCAUGCCCGAGGCUGCUUAGCUCCGUGGUGUCGCGCCACGCCUGCCAUCUUGUCUGCAUCGCUGUGUUAUCAUCCAUUACUCUCCUCCUCUGGUGGACGAGCAGUGGUAUGCUGCCGCUAUGGGCAACGACAAUGACUUCGGGCAGGCUGCUCGAGCCCGUGGAGGAACCUCCUCGGGCAACUCUUCUCCACGGCGGCUUAGCCAGCGCGAUUGCCCCGCCGUGCCUGGCCCGCUCUAGCAAGGCUACUAGUGAGCUACUCGUCAUCGGUGACUGGGGUGGCAGGGGAAGAUCACCGUACAUGACCCCCGUGUCUCGCGCCGUGGGUGUCGUGUCCGGCCAGCUAGCGCAGGCACUGAGCGCCGUGGCAGUCCUGUCGCCUGGGGACGCGUUCUACCCCAGCGGCGUGAAGAAAGUGAACGACUUCAGAUUCAGAGUCACGUUUGAGGAGCAGUUCUCUCACCCAUCGCUACAGAUUCCCUGGUACAUGGCCUUGGGUAACCAUGACUACGAGGGUAAGCUCAAGCCGUUGAUGGAGUACGGCAAAACGUCCCGGCGCUGGAAUCUGCCUUCGCUCUACUACAGCCAUGUCUUUUCGAUGAACCUCUCAGAGUCUAGCUCUGUCACAUAUCAAAUACUGUUCCUGGACACCAAUCGCCUGGUUCGUCAAUUCAAGCGCCUUCCUGAGCGGGACUCCGACCAGUGGGAUUGGAUCUCAGACCAGCUAGCGAGCAGCACAGCCGACUGGAUAUUUGCAGUCGGCCAUCACCCGAUUUACAGCGUCGCCGACAGAGGCACAAACCCGAUCCUUGUUCAAGAGCUCCUGCCUCUCUUGGACCGCCACGGCGUAGCACUGUAUUUCUCCGGGCACGACCACAACUUACAGCAUGUGCGUACAUCGAAUCACAGUGUCGAGAUGUUUGUCGUGGGUGCUGGUAGUUACACGACGGCAAGUAUGGCGCACAAGGCAACUGUUCCGAUUGAAUUCUUGAAGUUCCACAGUGGUGCCUGGCAACGAGGUGGCAUAGCAUCCGUGUCUGUCGGUGGCUGUGCGAGCACGGUGACACUGCACCAUGUCAAUCCCACAACAAAUCCUCCUAGUGCCACAAUUGCAUACAGCUAUACAGUGGCCAACCCGCGCAAGCGACCGGCCUGCUGUGUACCGGAGACAUGAGCGUCCAGCCUUACUGCUGGAUGGAGAUCGACGCUACGUUGAACGGACACGUGCCCGUGCAGACUUAAAUAGCCAUCUUGAGUUUACCAUUAUUUAUUCGCUUUCCAAUUGAGUUGCCCCUCCCCCAUGCUGUCAACACUGCACUGUCAUCACAUACCCAGGCAUCAUCACCCUGCUGUUGUUAGGAAUCUCCAUGGUCGACACUACACUAGUAGUAAAGCCUCUUGGACGAGCAGAAUGAAUUGCACAUAAUUAUCAUCAAACAAAUCCAGUAAACUACUACGAAGUAUAAAAUCAAUUUAAACACUAGUAUGUCAAUUGGAACACAAAAUAAGACACUACUCUAGUAGCCCAUAGCAUUUGAUCAAAGGAGGAACAGCGUUCUCUAUUCUCCUGGCCUCGGUGCUUCGAAGCUUCUCAAACGUGUUUCUUUCACGAUCCUACAGCUGAUGUGCAUGUACCGCAAAGGCUUACUUGUAUGUGAAAACUAUAAUAAUAAUAAUAAUAAUACGAAGUGUCAAGUAAAGUCGGCGGAAUAGCGCGAGCUCCAGUGUGGGGAGCAAACCCUUUCUUAAUAAUAAUAAUAAUAUAUUAUAAUUAUUAUCUUCGACCAGUACUAUUCCCAGUUCAACCAGUUGAACAAUAGAUCAGCACGUAUACAAUGUAUCGGUACGUGUACAAUGCUGAGAUUUUCAACCCCAAACUAUCACACGAUGUGUCCGCAACACAGGAUACGACACUCUGCGUCUCUAGUCUUCUACUCUGUACUCUGCUGCUUGUCUACAAACAUUUAGAAUACAUUACAUGUACUGGUGUUUUCUUCAUGAAAUAUUCAGUGAGCUGGAUAUCAAAUUCAUUUCGAAGCGAAUGUGGUUUAGCUUCCAGGCCAGGGAGCUUAUGUAA